AUGGAGGUGGAGGAGGAUACGUCAUGGAACGGCGCCGGACACACGGGCGAGGAGGCCAUCGAUGUCGAUGAGCUAAGAGUCAUGUAUUGUGCUGCUGAUUCCUUCCAACAAUACCCCCGCCUGGCCCACUACCAAACCACCCACCUCCGCCGGCAGUCCUUCUACUCCCUCCCCCAAGCCCACCUCCGGCUCCUGUCAUCCCCACCGUUCAACUACCUCGAAACGCUUUCCAAAGUCGACGACUGCAUCGACUCCAACGCCGAACUGUCCAGGGCUAUCUUCAAAGCUGCCCUCUCAAACUUCAACCUGGGGGUGCCCGACGAAAAGUCACGGACUGCUACUGGCACCCUUAAAAUGCCGGAUGAGUGGGCAGGCUGUGCAAAGAAUGGGGAUGUGGACAAGGCGAGGAGCACAAUUCGUCAGUUCUACCGGGACUGGUCGGCAGAAGGAAAAAGGGAGAGGGAUGUCUGCUUCCGGAAUGUCUUCAAGGUUGUUCAACAAGAGCAGAAGAGGUUGAAAGAAGGGGAGAAACUGCGGGUUUUGGUGCCGGGCGCGGGGUUGGGGAGGUUGGUGUUUGAACUGUUUCUACGGGGGUGUAUAGCGGAGGGGAAUGAGAUUUCCUACCACCAACUGCUGGCGAGCUCUUACAUCUUGAACUGCUGCGAGCGGGCGGGGCAGUACGAGGUUUUUCCUUGGGUGCAUGGGUUUUCGAAUCAUAGGACAAGAAGGGAUCAGUUUAGGGGGUACAAGGUGCCGGAUGUGCAUUGUAUGAGCGAGACAAUGAGGGUGCAGGAGGAGACGGGCAGGGUCGGCGAGAUGAGCAUGACGGCUGCGGAUUUCUUGUGCGAGUACGCCAAGGAGGAAAACGCGGGGGCGUUUGAUGUGGUGGCGGCGGUUUUUUUCCUCGAUACGGCCCCGAAUCUGAUUAGGUAUUUGGAUGUGAUUUAUGGGUGUUUGAAGCCUGGGGGGGUGCUGGUGAACUUUGGGCCGUUGCUGUGGCAUUUCGAGGGGGUGAUGCCGAAUAAGAGUGAGAACGGGGCCCAUAUGAGCGGCGGGGAUGAUAUGACGGGGAUUGCGGAGCCGGGGAACUUUGAGCUGACGGAUGAGGAGGUGAUGGAGCUGGUGACAAAGGUUGGGUUCGUGGUUGAGUCGAGGGAGACAGGGGUCGAGGCGCCGUAUAUACAUGAUACUGAGUCCAUGCUGCAGACUAUGUAUCGAGCCAGUACGUGGGUUGCGAGGAAGCCGGUCAUCAAGGCGGAUACUUCUUAGAGACUGCAUAUAUUUAUCUCAAAAAAAAAAAAAUGCUCAAAAUGCUAAAUAACAAC
Molecule: messenger RNA, 1325 nt
Organism: Podospora pseudopauciseta
Lineage: Eukaryota; Fungi; Ascomycota; Sordariomycetes; Sordariales; Podosporaceae
Exons: 2
Coding region: 1-1269 (422 amino acids)
Molecular function (GO): S-adenosylmethionine-dependent methyltransferase activity
Source: RefSeq, a predicted model, not a curated record